AUGACAAACAUAAUAAGAUUCUUGCUCAUGGGAUUCCCUGAUGAUCAGGUGCUACAGAGACUUUAUGCUGCAUUCCUCUUCCUGGUUUACCUAGCAGCACUAAUGGGGAACCUCCUCAUUUUCACCCUCACCACCAUUGACCAGCAUCUUCAAUCCCCCAUGUUUUUUUUCCUAAAGAAUUUGUUUGAUAUCUGUUACAUUUCUGUCACUGUCCCCAAAUCUGUCAUGAACCCUUUGACCAACAGCCAUUCCAUCUCUUUCAUAGGAUGUGCCUCACAAGUUUUCCUUGUUAUUUUUCUUGCUGGCACAGAAUAUGCCCUUCUCCUAGUGAUGUCCUAUGACCGCUAUGCUGCCAUCUGCUGUCCUCUGCACUAUGAGACCAUCAUGAAUAGAGGUGCCUGUGUGCAGAUGGUGACAGCAUCAUGGUUUAGUGGGUGUGUCUAUGGAUCCAUUCAUGCUGCAGGAACAUUUUCUGUUCGUUUCUGUGGUUCCAACAUAGUGCACCAAUUCUUUUGUGAUGUCCCAUCACUGCUCACACUUGUUUGUUCUGGACAGAAAACUCUAGAAUAUGCAUUUAUAAUUUGUAGUUGUUGUUUUGGGUUUAUAUGUUUUAUUUUAUUGAUUGUAUCCUAUGUUCACAUUUUUUCUACCGUUCUAAGAAUCCCAUCUGCAAAUGGGAGAGUGAAAUGUCUUUCCACCUGCCUGUCCCACCUCACCGUGGUGACACUGUUUAUCCUUUCUGGAAGCAUCACAUAUUUAGCUAAAAAUUUUAAAUCUUCAUCUUCAGUGAAAGUGUUGAUAUCAGUGCUUUACACUGUGUUACCCCCCAUCAUGAAUCCUAUCAUCUACAGCCUCAGAAACUGGGAUGUGCAAAUGGCCUUGGGCAAACUGAUAUCUGGGAAACUGUUCAGGAUACCUUUUUAA
Puma concolor (puma) is the source of this 924-nucleotide messenger RNA. Its product is annotated as olfactory receptor 14A16-like. NCBI's taxonomy places the organism in Eukaryota, Metazoa, Chordata, Mammalia, Carnivora, Felidae. The record is from RefSeq and is a predicted model, not a curated record. Gene Ontology annotation, biological process: G protein-coupled receptor signaling pathway. Gene Ontology annotation, molecular function: G protein-coupled receptor activity; olfactory receptor activity. Gene Ontology annotation, cellular component: membrane.